AUGCAACAAACACUACUGCUUGUCCAUUCACCAACAGCACUAUUCCAAAUUCUCAGCUCCCAACAAGUGACGAUUGGCUUAUUUGCCAUCGAUUUCACUCCGCUGCCAUUCACUGCUGGCUAUGUGGUGAAUGUGGCAACGAGUUAUCUCGAUGUACAAGUAGUACCACCUCAUCAAACUGAUGUCGGUCAACAAGUGGGAGCGAUUCUUCGAUACGAUUCAACACUGAUGAGACCAGCCAUUGGUCCUAGAACAUAUGAAAUUUAUCAGACACCGCCAUCAAAUGCGAAUACUAGCUUAGUUUCGAAUGGUAUAUUGCGUAUUCCUUUGGCAUAUUCUACGCUCUUUGCUGUUGGCGACGCGAUUAUAGCUCGCUACUCUUUCACCACCCAUGCUUUUUACGGUCAGGAUGUGACGGAUUUCACUAUUCAAUCAGUUACUGUCUAUACAGCUUGGUACAUGGGUAUUUAUACAUCGCGAGCAAAACGUUUAAAUAUGAUCGACUACCAUGUAAAACCGCGCAAUGGACGCUGGAUGAGUACGUCAGCAGAUUGUAUGCAUUUUGGUGACAGUCGGAUUUCUAUUAAUAUAUUCGAGUGCUCAUGUGAAGCGCAAGGCGACGAUGGAUUGAACGUACAAGCAUUUUAUUUUACGGUCAUACAGAUAAUCAAUUCGAAUACAUUAAUUAUUCAAGAAAAUAAUUGGCCUGAUACACUUAAUGUUGGCGUUGGUACCAAUCUAGCAUUCAGUACUAGUCAAAGGCCAUUUACAGUCUACGCAACAGCGACAGUGGCUUCAUCGUCCAUCAAUAACGCGACUUCACAAUUAUUUACGUUCACCAGUCCAAUCAAUGUGAGUGUCGGUGAUAAGGUUUGUGUCGCUGAUGCACCCACAUUAACUAUACAGAAUUUGAUUGUGGCCAAUAACAGAGGGCGUGGUGUCCUGUUAGAAACACAAAAUAUUCAAAUCACUCAGUCGCUGUUCAAUGGGACCAGUGCACCAGCCGUGUUAUUUCAACCAUCGCUCUAUUGGAACGAGGGUCCUGGGGCGCAAAACGUGUUGUUGAGUCAGAAUGCCUAUAUUAACUGCAAUGAAGGACUUUACCAAGAAGAAGGAGUGAUAGCAUUUCUGCCUGAUCCAGUUCAGUUAGUGCCGGUUAUGUACAACGUUCAAGUGAUAUCAUCGACAGUUCUCAAUGGACAAUACAGUGGGGGGAUGAUACAAUGUACCAACUGUGGGGGUGCUCCAAAUUCAAAAUUAUAG
Molecule: messenger RNA, 1263 nt
Organism: Didymodactylos carnosus
Lineage: Eukaryota; Metazoa; Rotifera; Eurotatoria; Philodinida; Philodinidae
Source: the annotation of a GenBank genome assembly